Molecule: messenger RNA, 2136 nt
Organism: Schistosoma margrebowiei
Lineage: Eukaryota; Metazoa; Platyhelminthes; Trematoda; Strigeidida; Schistosomatidae
Source: the annotation of a GenBank genome assembly
AUUACUGAAUUCGAAAGUACUCGAAAAAUGCAAAUAUUUGUAAAGACAUUGACAGGAAAGACGAUUACGUUGGAGGUGGAGCCUAGUGAUACUAUUGAGAAUGUGAAAGCGAAGAUCCAAGACAAAGAAGGUAUUCCUCCUGACCAACAACGUUUGAUAUUCGCUGGUAAGCAGUUGGAAGAUGGACGUACUCUGUCUGACUACAACAUCCAGAAAGAGUCGACUCUGCAUCUUGUCCUUCGUCUACGUGGUGGAAUGCAAAUCUUUGUGAAGACGUUGACUGGUAAGACGAUCACGUUAGAGGUUGAGCCUAGUGAUACUAUUGAGAAUGUGAAAGCGAAGAUCCAAGACAAAGAAGGUAUUCCUCCUGACCAACAACGUUUGAUAUUCGCUGGUAAGCAGUUGGAAGAUGGACGUACUCUGUCUGACUACAACAUCCAGAAAGAGUCGACUCUGCAUCUUGUCCUUCGUCUACGUGGUGGAAUGCAAAUCUUUGUGAAGACGUUGACUGGUAAGACGAUCACGUUAGAGGUUGAGCCUAGUGAUACUAUUGAGAAUGUGAAAGCGAAGAUCCAAGACAAAGAAGGUAUUCCUCCUGACCAACAACGUUUGAUAUUCGCUGGUAAGCAGUUGGAAGAUGGACGUACUCUGUCUGACUACAACAUCCAGAAAGAGUCGACUCUGCAUCUUGUCCUUCGUCUACGUGGUGGAAUGCAAAUCUUUGUGAAGACGUUGACUGGUAAGACGAUCACGUUAGAGGUUGAGCCUAGUGAUACUAUUGAGAAUGUGAAAGCGAAGAUCCAAGACAAAGAAGGUAUUCCUCCUGACCAACAACGUUUGAUAUUCGCUGGUAAGCAGUUGGAAGAUGGACGUACUCUGUCUGACUACAACAUCCAGAAAGAGUCGACUCUGCAUCUUGUCCUUCGUCUACGUGGUGGAAUGCAAAUCUUUGUGAAGACGUUGACUGGUAAGACGAUCACGUUAGAGGUUGAGCCUAGUGAUACUAUUGAGAAUGUGAAAGCGAAGAUCCAAGACAAAGAAGGUAUUCCUCCUGACCAACAACGUUUGAUAUUCGCUGGUAAGCAGUUGGAAGAUGGACGUACUCUGUCUGACUACAACAUCCAGAAAGAGUCGACUCUGCAUCUUGUCCUUCGUCUACGUGGUGGAAUGCAAAUCUUUGUGAAGACGUUGACUGGUAAGACGAUCACGUUAGAGGUUGAGCCUAGUGAUACUAUUGAGAAUGUGAAAGCGAAGAUCCAAGACAAAGAAGGUAUUCCUCCUGACCAACAACGUUUGAUAUUCGCUGGUAAGCAGUUGGAAGAUGGACGUACUCUGUCUGACUACAACAUCCAGAAAGAGUCGACUCUGCAUCUUGUCCUUCGUCUACGUGGUGGAAUGCAAAUCUUUGUGAAGACGUUGACUGGUAAGACGAUCACGUUAGAGGUUGAGCCUAGUGAUACUAUUGAGAAUGUGAAAGCGAAGAUCCAAGACAAAGAAGGUAUUCCUCCUGACCAACAACGUUUGAUAUUCGCUGGUAAGCAGUUGGAAGAUGGACGUACUCUGUCUGACUACAACAUCCAGAAAGAGUCGACUCUGCAUCUUGUCCUUCGUCUACGUGGUGGAAUGCAAAUCUUUGUGAAGACGUUGACUGGUAAGACGAUCACGUUAGAGGUUGAGCCUAGUGAUACUAUUGAGAAUGUGAAAGCGAAGAUCCAAGACAAAGAAGGUAUUCCUCCUGACCAACAACGUUUGAUAUUCGCUGGUAAGCAGUUGGAAGAUGGACGUACUCUGUCUGACUACAACAUCCAGAAAGAGUCGACUCUGCAUCUUGUCCUUCGUCUACGUGGUGGAAUGCAAAUCUUUGUGAAGACGUUGACUGGUAAGACGAUCACGUUAGAGGUUGAGCCUAGUGAUACUAUUGAGAAUGUGAAAGCGAAGAUCCAAGACAAAGAAGGUAUUCCUCCUGACCAACAACGUUUGAUAUUCGCUGGUAAGCAGUUGGAAGAUGGACGUACUCUGUCUGACUACAACAUCCAGAAAGAGUCAACCUUACAUCUUGUUCUGCGCCUACGUGGAGGCAUGUGAUUUCUGUUGAAGUAAAAUUAGAAAAUAAAUUUUAGUUUGAUUUUAUUUCUC